Molecule: messenger RNA, 1569 nt
Organism: Lottia gigantea (owl limpet)
Lineage: Eukaryota; Metazoa; Mollusca; Gastropoda; Lottiidae
Exons: 8
Coding region: 1-1569 (522 amino acids)
Biological process (GO): spliceosomal snRNP assembly
Cellular component (GO): Cajal body
Molecular function (GO): U1 snRNA binding; U2 snRNA binding
Source: RefSeq, a predicted model, not a curated record
AUGGCGGCUAUACUGUUACUUUCGGGGACCAUAAAGAAUAACCAGAUUUAUUCAAUGUUUAAUAAUUUACAAUGUCAGUUAAUGACAUUACAGAGCACUAUGGUGUCUUUGCAGAUGAACCAGAAUAUAUUACAGAGCACAGUUGAGGCCAUAUCAAAAUCUGUAAAUCACAUCAAUAGUAAAGUAGAUGACAUACAUUCAUGUUAUGGUUACAAUUCAGUUGAUGGCACAGUUUCAACCACUACUGUUAUAGAAAGUGUAGAAUCAAAAGAAUUAGAUUCAGGUGAUUCCUGUUUAUCCAAGAAGAAGAAAAAGAAAAAAAAAAGUAAGGCUGAAUCCACAGAAGAAUCUGAAUGUUCAGAAUUAAAAAAAAGAUGUAGAUCAAAAUCUAUUAAUGUGUCAAAUUGUCUGUCUGAAUUAAAAUUGGAUAAGAAUGUGAAUUCUGCCUUUGAGAUCUGUGAAUUACAAUCAGAGCCAACUGAAAACAUGGUUAUGGAGGUAACUGCAGAUAAAAGUUCAAAAAAGGAAAAGAAAAGUAUUAAGGAUGAUAAGCUUAAGACUAUCAAUAUAGAUGAAAGUGAAAGCAAGAUUAAUGAUUCAGAUGUUUUAUUUCUGUCUGAAAUUGUUGAGAGCAAACCUGAGGAGAAAUUGUCUCGAAAUAGGAAACGGAAGAGAAACCGAAAAAAGAAAUCUGCAGAAGUCACAGUUCUUAAAUCUCCUUCACCUCAUCCUUUACCUAAAGUUGUGACCUUGAAUCUACCAAACUAUCAACAACCAAAUAAUACUAAAAUAACGUUUUGUUCUGAUUCUGAUUCUGAUAGUGAGAACAUGAUUAAAUCAAACAUUAAAGAUAACUCACAAAAUAGUUUGUCUUUCACCAAGGCAGCAACAUCUACUCAAAAGGUUAAUGCCUACCAGGAAAUGGUUCCAUGCAAAUUAAGUGUCUACAACAUUAAAUCUUGUCAGAAUAAAGUGCUAAUAGCUCAAGAUAAAGAGAACAGACCAAAUAAGCCAUUAACAUCACAUGUAGUUUCCACUCAAAGUGGCACCAAACCACGGAAAAAUAGUCUUGUUAUUGCUGAUGUUUUAAACCAGAUACGUUGUGAAGCUGAUUCAAAUGACCUUAACAAUGAGGUUGAUGAAAAGGACAACAGUCCCGUAGACAGUCAAGAUGUGAAAAAGAAUUCAAAAAAAUUUAUUAAAAAGACACCUUCAGUUAAAAACUUAAGUAAGGUUGAGGUUGAAACCUUUAUUGCUAUACCUGUAAAGGAUUAUAACAUUUAUCCAAUACUUUCUGGACCUCCUAGGAAAGGGGACCAAAUAGCCUAUAAGAUAUUAGAAUUAUCAGAAGAUUAUAAUCCUGUUAUAUCUGCCUAUAAGGAAGCAGAGGUCUUAUCUUAUGAAAGUGAUUCCAAUAUUCUAUAUAUUAAACUUAGUGAACCUCUUCGUGUGAAAGAGGAACUAGGAAAAUUUGACAUGCCUGUUGACAAAGCAGAUGAAAACUUAGAUCAGAUCGAGGUGAAUUGGAAGGAAAUGAUAGAACCAAGAUUAUUACCGCUUAACUCAUAA